CGGUAAGGUUAGGUAAGUGGGAACCUAAUCCUAACCCACGAUUUGGGUUUGUUUUCUGAUGUCGUGGCGGUGACACACAUCACGCGGGGGGAGUUUGAAUUUCGCUGAGUAAGUCAAGUUGGCUGGUGUACGGUGGAGUCUCAGACAAUGACACAAGCACAGGUAAACAUGCCAGCUCUGAAUCCUCCAAGAACUCAAAGGUAUCCGACACACCUCUAGCUAGCUCAUUGUCCAAACGGGUUAAAAUGGAUGGGGAUGGUGAUGGUGCUCCAUCUUCAUCAUCGGAAGCAUCACCCCGACAUCUGAAAGGUGAUGAUGGAGGGGGUGAUGGCAACAGGACCAUAUCUUUUGACAGCAGUGCUGAGUCUACCCCUAGAAGGACGGCACCCAAACGCUCGUCCGCGCCCUCCACGCCACAGACGCAAGACCUGAGUGUGGUGGACAUGAAGACCUCCUGGGACGGCAGCGUCAGUGGGGGCAGUGCUAAGGGUGAGACCACUGAUGGUGAGACAGGGUAUAAAGUUGCCUUCCAGGCCAGAGCUGGAAUGCUGGCUGAUCCAGUUAAAAUAGCAAAAGAGAGGGAAAAGGAGGAGAGAGUUAGGCAAGCCAGAGAGAGGCUGAUGGAGGAGAGGAGAAAAAAGUUGGAGGAGCUGAAGGAACAACAGAGGAUAGCACAGGAGAACCGUGAAAAGCAGUUGGAAAUGCGGAGAAAGAAAAUUGAAGAUCUGCGACGAAGGGACUCAGAAAGACGAGCCGCUGUAGAGGAGCGCAGAAAAAUGAAGGAAGAUAUAGAAAGAGCUCGCCGUGAGUCUAUACUGCAAAAAGCAGAGGAGCGUGUUGCCCGCUAUGAGGCAUGGAAAGCUGGUGGUCGCAAAGGUGGGAGGGGUCACAUAUUAGGUUUUGGUAGCGCCACCCCUCGUGACAUCUGCCAGCCCUUCGAGCGACCUAGACGCUCAUCCUCUCAUAGCGCCCUUCAGAGGCGCUCCCCUAAUGGGUCCGAUAUGGACUCGAUGCGACCGCAGAGGCGUGCCCUCUCGGCGUGCAGUGCGGUGCGAAGGCACUGUUGUGUAGAUUAUAAUCGGAUCGGGCCCCACACCUCAGCCACAGCCAUCGUGGCAGGAUUCCAACACAACAGAGCCGCAGCCAGCACCAGUGCCACGUUGACUAGAACCUCCAUGACCUCAAGCAUGCCCAGCCCAGUCAGGAUGAGGGAGAACAAACCAUCCCGCAAACAGCGCCCGGCCAGCGUGGCCUCCUCCAUGCCUAGUUUUGUAGGGGGUGAGCCGGCCAAGUCACCGCGCAGUAAAAGUACUGACCGCACUGGGAGAGGUACAGUUGUUGGUCCGGCCUCAGACCGCUCUAAGACACGCCCACCCAAGAAAGAGGACAAAGCCCUGAAGGACAAAGAAAAUGAGAAGUCUAAAAAGCUGAAAGAUGAGGAGGAGAGAGAUGCCGACAAGGAUGGGGACAAAGACGUCUCAGACAAGAAGGAUAAGAAGUCCAGGGUCUCCCUGUCAUUCUUUGAUAGGCUGGCCACACCCAAGUACAGCAAAAAAGACGACCACUCUCCCAAAGAAAUGCCAGCCAAGAAAGAGUCUCCGCACAUUAGGGUUCAGUUUGCUGGUGAUGAAGAUGGGGAGCAGGAUGGAAUGGUUGGCCCUGAUGUUCUUUCUCCACGAAAAGCCUUCUCAACACCCAACCUUGCUGGAGUAAAAAAGAGAGCUUCAAUGAAGGGAGAUAAGCAUCCACCAGAGAAAGAGGCCACUGCCAAGACUAAGGAGCCACAUCGUGUGACACCAUCUAGCUCUCACACAGCACCUGCAGCCCCACCGUCUGCUGGCAGAGCUGUCUCGCCUGGCCGCAAACCAGGAGAAAAGUCUGGAACAUCCACCCCUCGCGUCACCCCACCCCCGUCUGCCACAUCCACCCCCACACAUGCACCAUCUAUACCACCAGCGUCGGCACCAUCCUCAGCCACAACCACACCAUCACAGGCUCCUCCCCCUGCAGCAAGCACGGAGGAUGGAGCACCACGCAAUGCCCCUGUACAAGACAUAACAGCUGAGGAAUACAAAGCUCGCUUGGCUGAGAAAAGGAGACAGGCGAGAGAGAAAGCAGAGAAGGAAGCAGAGGAGGAGAGGAAGAGACAGGAGGAAGCCUGGCUUGCUGAACAGGAGAGGCAGAGGAAAGAAGAAGAGGAACAGAAAAGGCAAGAGGAAGAGUCCCUGCGUCAGGCUGCAGAGGCACGGCAGGCAGAGGAGGAGAGGUUACAGAGGGCGAUAGAGGCUGAAGAGAAGAGGAGGAGAGAAGAGGCAGAGAGACUGGAACAGGAAAGAAAAGCUAAAGAGGAAUCUGAAAGAAAAGCUAAGGAAGAAGCUGAAAAGUUGGAGAAAGAAAAACAAGAAAAGUCUAAAAGAGAAGAAGAAGAAAGACAAGCAAGGAAAAAGAAACUGGAGAUGAUCAUGAAACGUGUCAAGCCAGAGAGCCACACUGAGCCCAGCUUAAAGAGCCCCACAGUGAGCAGCUCACCCAACAUCAGCCACGGCAACUCCUCCCAGAACUCCCCAGACGAGGACGAGAAACCCGUGGUCGAGUCGCCCAGUGAGGGAGACUUUGGACCCGCUCCACCCGUCGGGUCAGCUGUGGAAAUACCAAACGCUGCCAUGACCACAUCAUUCUUUCUAGACACAGAUGAAGACACAUCUUCUACCUCAACUCUGAUGACGUCCUCAUUUAUCCGCAGCGCGUCCUCCGGAGACAUUCUCGAUGGAUCUCAUAGCGAAGAUCAUGAUAAACGGUUAUCCAGUAGUACAGGUACGACACCUUCCAAACAAGAGGACAAACCCAUCUCUACUGAAGCCACAGAACCCAAGUCCAAGUUCAAAUCUCCGCUGCUCCAGCAGCUGGUGGAGAAGAAAGGAGGGGACUCCCCUACGGGCACCACCAAAUUUAAAUCCCCCCUGCUGCAGAAUCUGCUGGGCAAAACAAAAGUUGGGGCCCGCAUGGGCAUGUCGUCCAGCAUGGGGGACCUGACGCACAACAAGGAGCCGGCGUCGGGUGGGGAGAGCCUGAUGACAACCUCCGUCAUUGUGACGGACAGCUCCAGCUUUAACAAAGAAAACUUUAGUCAUGGGAGAGAAGAUGAGGAUAAAGAUGAAGACACCUCCCUCGAUGGGUUAUCCAGGUCUUUCCAUUCUACCCAUAUCAACGGUAUGGGCAAGGACUCAGGGGAUGUGACAUAUUCAAUGAGCACCUCCAAAUCCUCGUCAGAUUCCUCUCCACCAGAAGCAAUCUCCAGUAAGUUCCCCAACAUGAGUGACUCCGCUCUGGGCUCAAGCAUAGAGCCCCACAUGGAGGGGGAGUUCUCUGCCCCAGGCAUGAUGUCACAAUCAUUCAUCAUGAACGGCCAUGGGGAUCACAAAACACACAGCAUGGAUGAUUCCAGCAUAAGUCUACAUUCUGUAGAUGAAAGUGUUUCCCACAGUGCAUCUGGAUUCCUAUUUGAAAAUGUCCCAGCAUCAGAGGGGAGCCACCAGAUGGGCCACCAUAACCUCGGGGAGGUGGGCCCAUUUGAGGAAGUGAUCAAUUUGAUAGACAGCAAAACCAUUGUUGGUGGGACACCUCUCAGAGCCUUUGAGGAAAAUAACAGGAGAGCAGAUGUUUCUGAAUUCCUGUCAUGACCUUGGCCUAGUUCAUGUAGACUGUCUCAUGUGAAAUCUUCAACACCUGGACUGUGAAGUAAACAGAAAGCUCGUCUGCACAGUUGCAGAGGUCCAACACAUUUUGUCUUGUACAUUGGACUUUGUUUUAACUGCCCGCUUCCACGCAGGCUUUUCUCUAUGGAUGUCUGAUGAUCAUCAUCAUCUGUGUUUGCUGUCAACAAAACCUGAGGACAAUGACUAAUACCAUUGGUGUGGACUUUGUUUCCAACUUCUAGAUAUGUACUUGUGCACUACUGUGAAUUGUCAUGGGUCAAUCACACAUUUUCUUAUAGUCCCUAUGUGAUUGUCAACAUUAUAUGAUCUUUAAUGCAACAA
This is a messenger RNA of Physella acuta, 4037 nucleotides long. Its product is annotated as ensconsin. The record is from RefSeq and is a predicted model, not a curated record. Gene Ontology annotation, cellular component: microtubule cytoskeleton. NCBI's taxonomy places the organism in Eukaryota, Metazoa, Mollusca, Gastropoda, Physidae. Gene Ontology annotation, biological process: microtubule cytoskeleton organization.